This is a messenger RNA of Moneuplotes crassus, 2735 nucleotides long. Lineage: Eukaryota; Ciliophora; Spirotrichea; Euplotida; Euplotidae. The record is from the annotation of a GenBank genome assembly.
UUAUUUUAAUGGAGAGUUACUCGACCGGGUCUAGUGACGACUACAACGGAGACACCCAAGGGCUUAUGGACAAGACUAACAAGCGCGCCGUCCCUCUCAGCUUUGUGGAGACUAUAGUUGACAUUUAUAACAAUAUCGCACAGAUUGAGUUCCUACAGUACUAUGUUAAUGACAAAGAUGACCCUAUUGAAGCUGAGCAUGUUUUUCCAAUCCAUACUAGCUGCACCUUGACCUCGUUCAAAGCUUAUGUUGGUGAUGAAGUUCUUGAAUCCAAGGUUGAAGAGAGAAGCUCAGCUAAACGCUUGUACUCGACUGCUGUUCAGAAAGGAGAGACUGCUGCCAUUGCCCAUCCUUUUCCUAAGACUAAUGACAUUAUGGAGAUCCAACUAGGAAACAUACCUCCUAACGUCCCUAUUAUACUCUCUUGCAUUUUCCACCAAGUAAUGGAGGUGGAAGAUCUCAGCUGGAAACUUCAUAUUCCUAGCAAAAUCUUUCCUCGAUAUGUUGGGGAUGUCCAAAAUUACAUCGAAAAAGGAAUUAACUUAAAGGGUAUGGUAAAGAAUAUGUACCCAGACACUAAAGCUGAUAGACAAGAACAUCAUAUUGACAGAUUAUCUUCCUUAUACUCUUCUAAUGAUUUCCAAUGGAAUCUAGAUAUUAAGAUCCACUCACAGAGUCCCCUCACUCGCAUUGUCAGUCCUACUCACCAGAUUGAAACAAAAUUUAGUGAUGAUAACAAUCAAGAAGCCCAUAUUAUGCUUUCUCCAUCAGAAGAGAACUUACUUUUUAAGAAAGACUUCAAGAUCCUCUACAGGAACCAUGAGAUCAACAAACCAACUGCCAUUAUGCAAAAGAAAGAUAACCUCUAUGUUCUGAUGGUAUGCAUGCUUGCCGACUGCACUCCAGAGAAGGAGUUUGAUGAAAAUAGAGAAGAGAUGUAUAAAGAUAUUGACCUUGACCCUGACGUAAAGUAUAAGGAAAAGAUAUAGAGAUCCAGACAGAUCCUCCUCAGUUCACUUUUGUUCUUGAUUGAAGUACAUCAAUGCGAAAGAAAAGAAUAGUUAUAGCAAAAGAAGCUCUUACAUUAUAUAUUAGAAGUCUUCCUCCUCGUUGUGAGUUCAACAUCCUUUGCUUUGGAGGCUCUCAUAAAUUUAUGAUGUCAAGCUACCAAACUUAUAAUGAUGAAAGCGUAAAAGAAGCUAUGAGAAUAAUCGAUGGAAUUAAAGCUAAUAAUUUCGGAACUGAGCUUUAUUCAUGAUUUGAAACUUUGUUCUCCUCUGGUAAUGUGAACAAAUCUCUUCAAAAUCAUGUUGUACUUCUUACUGAUGGUCUUGUAGCUAAUCCAGAAUGUUGAUAUGAACUUAUAAAAGAAAAUUCUGAUCAAUUUACCUUGAACACAUUUGGAAUUGGUUCUGGAGUCAGCACAGACUUCAUAAGGAAGUGUGCAGAGGCGGGAGGAGGAAAAUAUUACCUGGUUGACAAUACUUGUUCCACUUUAAAGGAAAAUGUCAUAAAUUGUCUUUCAGGUUCAUUUGAAGAAAAGAUAACUGUUUCCAAAAAAAAUAUAGCAACGAUAGGAAAUGAUCUUUAUGAAUACCCAAAGCUAGAAGAAAUUGAAUGAAGCAUGGCUCAUGGAAGCUAUUUCACUUAUUACCGGAUUAUUGACACUCGUGGCAAGCCAUUAAGAGGAGGUAUUUCAUUCUAUGUUCAAGAGAAGAAGAAUGGAGAAGAAAAUGACAUUUAUCUUGAAGUCAACAAUGAUGUGAAGAUGAUUGAUGGAGAUUUUAUCUUCAAAAUGUUCUGUGAUCAAUAUAUUAGAGGAAGUGACAAGCUGGCAUUGGGAAGAGAUGUGAUAGUAGAAAUGUCUUUGAAGUUUCAAAUAGCUAGUGGAUUCACUUCAAUGAUUAUCGUCGACUCUGAGAACUUAGUCAAGCAGUACAAACAGGCUAUAGAAGAAGUAAAGAAAGCCGACAAUUUUGAUUUUUCAUCAGCUCCUAAGAUAUCUGAUUCAGAUGCUGAUAGGAACAUGCCAAUAACUGUAGCGACCCUCGCUGGAGAUAGGACUCAUAUUAUGUGUUCUGAAAAUAAUACUGUUGAAGAAUUAUUUAAUGAGAUUGCUUGAAAGAAGAAUUGAGAUCCUAGUAUUUUGAAAGUGUCAUUUCGUUCAAAGCAAUUACGAAAUGAUAAAGGUACCACUCUUGGAGAGGCUGGUUUUAAACCAAACACCGAAGUUUUGUUAAUCCCGAGGCUUACUGGAGGAGGGUUUCCUUUAUGUGUUAAGUCUAGAACAGAAAUAGAGUGAGAUAAAUUAGUUGGAAUGCAAAGCUAUGAUGGGUCAUGGGGGUCUGCGAUCAAAAGGUUUGGGAAUUUCCAUCUUGAACAUGCGAUUCAGAAUUUACCGAGAGAAGUUAGAGAUUUGCUUGCUGAGGACAAGAUUGAAUCUAUUUUGUAUACUUGGCUGGCAUUGAAAAUUAUCGAUGAGUACUUUUCUGAUCAGAAAGAUGAGCUUGAGUUGGUCAUCAGAAAGGGAAAAGAUUAUAUUUUUGUCAUUACCAAUGGGCAUUUGGAUUACGAAGAUAUAAAUGAGAGUAUUCACUUUAUGUAAUAAUCAAAUCAUAUUUGAGUGAUUCAAAGGCAACCUUCUUGUGAAGUGUAUACCCUUAAAAAUCACAAUAAGUGCUAUAAUGCACAGAGAAAUGCAGACAUAAUGUAUUUUCUCAUAUUCAAUCACCUGA